UGUUCUCGCCGCGAGAGACGAUCUCGCGAGACUCUCGCCGCGUCUCGAUCUCUUCUCGCGCGCGGCGUUGCUAUGGCUACGGGGCUGUCAGGGUAGAGCGGUGGGGGGGUGCCCCUCGGAAAAUCCUGCCAUGGCGGACCAUCGCCCGCGACUCCGACCCGGGCCGCCUUGACCGCGGCUCCGUCGGGCCCGAGAUGUCCAACACGCAGUGGGGCAGUGCAGACACCGACCAGCACCCCGCAGCAAGGGCCUCCGUUUCCCCCAACGGCGGCGACGGCAACGGCGACUCCGCGUGCCCGACCAAUGGCGGCGCGGUUCACGCUGCUUCCAACGGCGGCUCCUCACGGACCGAAGAGCCAAGCCCACGGCUCCAGCCUGCCGUCGUCGCCACAGUUACCACCACCACUACCAUCACUGCCGCCACGCCACCGCCGUCGCCCGUCAUUGCGGUCAUCCAGGACACCAGCCCCUCGUGGGCGGGACCAAGCAACGGGAGCGAGGUGAUGGCGGUCCCUGAAGGGGACGUGCAGCAGCGGGGGGACCGGGUCUCGCCCGUGGUGCAGAACAACAACAACAGCGCGGGCUCGGCCCAGCAGGACGCCGGGGACAAGCAGGCCAAGACGUGUUGCUUCUGCUGGUGCUGCUGCUGCAGUUGUUCUUGGCGAGGAUCCAGGCCAGUCUACGCAAGCUUACAGAAACCUGUCAAGCUUUCAAGUUUGGCCGUCAAAAGCAACAACGGCAACGUUAGGUCACCGCGGGAGAACAACCAAAGGCUAACCACAGGCGAUAACUUUUUAAACGGGGAUGGCGAACCACCCCCCACCGUUGACGAGAUUCGUACGUGGGGCGACUCUUUUGAGAAACUCAUGAAAUGUUCAGCUGGGCGCAAGGUGUUUAGGGACUUUUUAAAAUGUGAAUAUAGUGAGGAAAACAUCCUGUUCUGGUUGGCUUGCGAGGACCUCAAGCAGGAGUCGAACCCGGAGAUCAUCGAGGAGAAGGCCCGUGCAAUUUACGAAGACUACAUUUCCAUCCUGUCCCCAAAGGAGGUGAGCCUGGACUCCCGGGUGCGCGAGAUCAUCAACCGCAACAUGGUCGAGCCCACGCCGCACACGUUCGACGAGGCCCAGCUCCAGAUCUACACGCUCAUGCACCGGGACUCUUACCCGCGGUUCGUCAACUCCCCGCUGUUCCGCAAGCUCGCCCAGCUGCCUUCCCCGUCACGCAAGGGCAGCGCCGCCUGACCUCCUCCAAGGCUCAACAAGCUCAAUGACGCGUUGCCGCCACCUGAGACCCGCCGCCCCGAGGCCCCGCAAGGCUCGCGGCGACCACCGAUGCGUACCUGACACACUAGUCUCCCCCGCCCGUCCCCCCCCCCCCUUUCUUCUCACAUUGAGACACCCAAGGACUCUGCGCCCUUCCCCCCCUGCCCCCAGUCUUCGUUUUUCGUUCCGCCAGCAAUAACGGCAUCCGCAUUCCCCGGCCCCCGGGGUUGGGCCCCCUCCCCGACUCCGCUGGCCCCGUUCUCAGAGUCGUUUCCACAAGUGCAUAUCAUUUGCAAGGCCGGCAACAGAUCCCGGUGACGCGCGAAGGACGCUCCCGGCUCCCGGGGGGUUGUUGCUCUUCCCCCAUUUUCUUUUCCUUUCCCACCCUCCUUUUUCUCGUAAGCUCGGCAGUUUCAAACAAUGGCGCAGUUUUAUGUGCACAUAGACCUGCCAGCUCAGUGCUCCCAGGGAACGCGCGUGUCUGUGUAGGCCGUCCCCACCCCCCAGCCUUUCGCUCCUCGGUUGGUUAUGUUGGUAACCUCGGUUUAGGUGAAGGAAUAGGCUGCCCCUGUGUUGCGCCGUGGUUUUGAUGGGACAAGUCUGUCGUCGUCCGGUGUGUCUGUGCGGUGGUGUUUUUUCUCGAUGGCGCGUCAUUUUCGCUCGGUUUCCGGGGCCUUUGUGGGGUAUUUUCUUUUCAUCCCACAGAGGACUGUACCAUCUGUGCAUUUAAAUGUUCCCCCCUCCCUUCGUGUGGAGUGCACCCGUAGGCUCGUGCGACUGCAAAGCUAGAUCACCGGUGCCCAUCCUUUCGGAGCUUACGUUGCCUUAGCGUUUUCGUCAUCCUUACCAUUAGGUUCGUCACAGCAGUGUACGAAACACCGCAGAUUUUUUCACGUGGCUGUCGCUUCGGCACCUACGCCGCUCCAGGUUGCGACCGGAAGAUGUGUCAUGCAAGAGCUGCCGUCGACGCCGAAGCAAGAGCUUCUCGAGAACGACCUCGUCACGACGAGUCGCGGGCAUGCCACCCUCGCCGUAGGCAUACGACACUUUUUUCUCCCUUGAGAGAAGGACGGCACACGUCGAAACUCGCUCAGCCUCGUAGACAAGCACAACAGGGCGGGCGACGCAGACAGUCGGCGCUGCCUCUCUUUACGAGGCGGCUCCGUCGUCUCGUCCGUUCUUCAUGUCACAGCGGCGAGAAAAAGAAGCAGACCACACCGGAGUGACCAAGCAGCAGCAGUAACAAGAAAGAAGAAACGAAAGCAGCGCUCCGAACAAAUAUGCGGUGACAACUCCCCAAACGGUUGUGAACUUUGUGAGGGGUGCUCACAGACGCCUCCAGCUCAUGGCCGGUACGCAAGACGGACCGCCGCGGCGUGAUGUGUCGUCCCAGAAACUCGCGUCGUUGAACUGCAGACUCCCACGCGUGCCACGAUCACGAGCGGUUCGGUGCAACCUGUGCGCACGUCGACGGCCCCCGCUGCGUAGCACGUCGUUCCCUGGGUCCGCCUUUUGCGACAAUGUACUUACACCUACCUCUCCUCCCUGCCGGCAGCAACCGCUAGGGAAUCCGGCAGUAGUGCUCAUUCACGGGAGAGGAACGCAUUUUUCUUCGUUUCUCGUUUUCUUUUCUCAAACCAUCUUCUCUUUCCACCGAGCUUGUCUCCAUUGUCGGAGAAGAGAGGAAAGGAUCCACAGCGGCGAGAAACUGUUCGCCGCAUUCUCGAGGACUUGCAUCUGUUCUUUUCUUUUUUUUUUUGACGGGUGCUAGGACUCCUCUCCCUUUCCUCCCUCAUAAGGAGCAUCCUUUUAUAGUUAUUGUUACGUUUUCCGUGUCUCCACCAGGCCGUUCAUCCGCUGCUAAGCUUAGGUCCACGGCAUGCAAGUGACACAACCGCAAAAAAAAAAUCAAACAAAACACAUUCCGCACACUCGCCGAAAUCUCUGCCUCCCCGUCUCACGAAACGAGCAAAAGACAAACUUUCCGGCAACUUUGACCCCCGCAGGCUGCCGGGGAGGAAACAAACAGCCGUUGCAGCGCUCGCGUACUAGCAUGGCCGAAAUUUAGAAGUGACGAGGACAGCUCUUGUUGUGGCACAUCCCACAUGCGAUUGUGAGAUUAACCCGUGCUAAGGCAAGAAAAUUUUGUGUAGCAAAGUUUCAUUUUUUCUAGUGUCCAUUGUCUGCCAGCCAAGCCAUUGGGACGAGCAAAUCGGUCGAAUAAUGGAUUCGGAGCAUAAAAAUGCUGAGUUGAUCAAACUUUACCUCAUUUGUUUUUCUUCCUAGAUAAAUUGUGACGAGGCUUCAGAGCUCGCAGAUCGAGGGCUGUGCACAAAAGUUUCUCACAAUGUCUUGUGGAUGAAGCGUAAUAGCUGCCCCUAAAAAAAGCUUUCUGUAGACAUCUACAUCCUUCAGAAAUAAUAUGAUGUCACUGGCUGCUGGACAUUUCAAAUUUUCUACUUACUUGUUUGUGUGUUUUUAAUGUGCUUUCUCCCCUAAGCCAUCAAAAGAAGUAGCGCGAAAAAUGUGACACAGCCACCAACUGCCAAAGUCACGGCAUCUGUUCAACGGCAUCAGUGAUUGGAAUUCUCAGCUCCUAUGGGCACAUUAAGGACAACAGUUUCGCUGUCUUGUGCUGGAAUGUAAACGGCACGGCAGAGGUUAUUAUGUGAACUUUUUCGUGUGACCGAACCAAGCCAUUUAUUUCUUGGCUAUGGUGAUGAGAAAUUUAGCCUACCGGGGAAUGGAAAGCAAGGACAUAUGUGCCUGAAGGUUUUGUGCAAAUGCAAGCUCACUUAAACAGGUGUGCAAUAUCAAAGCUUGCAUUAGUUUAUCUGGGCGGCUCGGAAAUACCCACUGUGAGGAACCGAAAGUUGCAAUUCACUCAUUUUCAAAAAAACACCCAAUCUAUCAGGCCAAGAAAGGCAACUUCCUUGCCUCAUUGUCAGGUGUAUAAAAGCGUGACAUUUGUUACAGCACUGUUGAAGUGGUGUCGGGAAAAGUAGCGCCUUCACCUGAUUGCGAAGAACAAGCUUUUUUAUAGCUCCUCAUGGCAUGGCUGCUUCAUUCCUAUCAACAUAUGGUUCCAAGCCACAGUAUGUUACUAAAGGAAUACCGUUCAGUAUUCUUGCAACAUCACGCUAGGGGUACAGCAAACAUGGAAAAAGAAAGAAAUUUGUUCUGCUGCGUUCGAUUCACACACACCAUUUGUAGGCAAGGCCACAGGUCUACCUUGUCAUUGUGCAUGCGGUGAGUCAAUCAUUGCAAUCUAGGGAAGAAUGACAAACCCCAGAGAAUGUGCCCUCUCACAAAUUUAACCUGCCCUGGUUCUUGGGUGCACAAAUUUCGUACACAGUGUAGCAAAGAGAAUGGCAUCUUCAUUCAGAAAUAUUAUCACUGCCUUAUCGUUCACUGGACACCUCGCACAGAUCAGAAAUUAUUGGCCCUCCACAUGCUGUGUGGGAAAGUAGCUGUUCAGAUUAUAUUCCUAAUCAACAUGCAUUCGAGUCAUCUAAAUGUGCGAGCUCUAAUGUGCUUGAAACUUUCGUCUAUUUUGACGCACAGCAACAUUAGCUUGGCAUGCAUCCUUUGAAACUAUUUCCACCAGAUGAUGGAUGAUGGGACAAUACAAAACCCUGUGUUUCUAAGCAACAACACAUGACAAAAGUAACGUUGUGAUUGGCAUCAGAUCGUUCUAGUAGGUGCACCGGGGCAUUUAUAAACUGAAUUCCCUUCUCGUUACGGUGGUAGGAACCAUUAGAGGCACGCUGAAAGAGAACUGUUUUUCAAAUGCACGCUUCAGUGAAAGUAGGGUGCAAUGCGGGCAGUGUUCAUUGUUAAUGCUUUCUUGCCCGGCUGUGGUGCAAUCCAAAGUGCAAUCACUCACUUCUGUCUUCGUCUCUGUGCAACGUAGGUGUCAGUUACGCAUAUCAAUGAGACGCGCGACACAGGCACCACGCUUGCGCCAGCCACACCUGCUUUCGUCUCAUAAAUGCACCUAGGUACUUCAGUCCUCUACGCACAAAUGUUACUCAAGUAGAGACAAGUGUUUUGAUCGUAAUAAAAGUAAUAGCGUAGGCUUCUCUUUAGCGAAUCGCUAACGGUUCCUACCUGGAUUCAACAUUCCCAAUGUUACAACACCUGGUGACAGGAAUUUUUUUUUUUUUUUGCCCGAGUUUUACAAGCUAGUUUAGUCUGCAUCUUUAUUCUAACGUUUUACGACUACUGAAAGCAGACUUGCCGAACAGGCAUUCGGAGGCCUCGCUUAUUCCUCUACGGCCACCGGCACAAGGUCUAGAACUCCCCGGAACAAUUAUGUUUCUCAAUCAACUAAGAAUAGGCGGACCAAACCACAUGUGCGGACGUGACGGCGUACGAGCCUGCUUUUCUCUUCUCUUGACACUCUCAUUCCUUACAUUUGUGUUUAGCCACCUCACUGUUUGUUUCAUCACCGGCAGCCUCAUGCUAUUCUCAACGGCAGAAGGGUGAUGUGCAUGCGCGAAUUAGAUGCGCCCUCCCGAGCACGCAGUCUUUUUACUUGCAGCCACCUUUCGCAUCGACACAAACGAGAUGCCUGUUGCCGGCCAGGGCAAAAUGUCAAUCUCGUACAAACAACUUUCGGCACUCCACAAUGCUCUCGGUCUGAGGCGGCCUCGUGCCGCAGGCCUGGGGUGUUCUCAAAACGCGCCCUGUGCGAUUAAAGACGUCCCCUCGCUACAAAGACACAAACACCGAGAGAAAGAGACGUAAAGAAUGCCCUCAGUUUGAUUGUUGCGCACCAUUUUUUUUUUUCUGUUCGCCGAAUGCGUACGAACCUCCACCGAGAGAGAAACGACAGAAACUUAGGUCCUUUGCAAUAUUGCAACUUUCCUGGAAAAACAUUUUUUUGCAAGCGAGCACUGACGUUGCAGAGAGACGGACGUAACCCCCUCGCAUACUGAGAAUCCAACAAGAAGAGAUGUUAAUAAAUGUUCCUUACGAUGGUUUUU
Molecule: messenger RNA, 6250 nt
Organism: Ixodes scapularis (black-legged tick)
Lineage: Eukaryota; Metazoa; Arthropoda; Arachnida; Ixodida; Ixodidae
Product: regulator of G-protein signaling 20
Exons: 8
Coding region: 195-1241 (348 amino acids)
Source: RefSeq, a predicted model, not a curated record